This is a messenger RNA of Loa loa (African eye worm), 375 nucleotides long. RefSeq lists its product as hypothetical. The transcript has 4 exons. NCBI's taxonomy places the organism in Eukaryota, Metazoa, Nematoda, Chromadorea, Rhabditida, Onchocercidae. The coding region runs from base 1 to 375 and encodes 124 amino acids. The record is from RefSeq and is a predicted model, not a curated record.
AUGACCCGUGAAAGUGGUGAAACGUUCCUGUUACAAAUAAAAAAAGCCAAAAUUGACUUUGGUCAAGAAAAGAUUGAGAAACGUUGUUAUUGCAACAAGUCGUUGCUGAAGAUUUUCAUGUUUGCUUACUGUGCUGCCGGUAUGAUAUAUGGUAUGAUAUACCAAUGUAAUGUGCCGUGUUACUGUAUGAUGUAUGACACACUGCGACAACAUCAUGUUUAUAAACGAACACGUACUUAUCCUGCUUUCAUUCUUUCCUUUGGACUUACUUAUUUCUGGCGUGUUUUCUUUAAGGCUUAUAAUAUUCGAACUAUAACGCUGCAAAAUGCUGCUGCUGUCCUGAAAUUGAAAUCAGUGUAUGCGAUAUGUAUGUAA